GGGAAAGUACCAGCCCGACCUGCCUCCUGUCCUGGACAGCUGCAGAGGAACACAGAGCCAAACACAGACAUAAAGACGUCCUCGGAAACAGACGCAACACACACACAGCAGUGUUCUCAGGUUUCACAGCAGAGGAAGCCAAGAGGACAAACACACAGCGGCUCCAUCUCUCGGUCUUCCUGCAUUCCCUCUGCUGCAUCUCAGGGGACUGAGGUUGCUCUGCCCCGAGCCUCUCUCUCCCCCACGGCCGGACGUUGCAGACUGAUGAUGUCGCAGCAGUCGAUGGACCGCUGUGAGGUUUCAGAGAACUGCCACCAUCAUGGCCCCGGGGCCCAGGGGAGCCAGCGGCGCCUGGUCAGUGGACUCCUUCUCUGGGUCUGUCUCCUCACCGUCAGCCACGUGGUCUCCAUCUCCCUGCUCAUCAUCACCAGGCCACACGUACCACCUCUGUCAGAAAUAGUUUCAGCUCCAAAACCCACAGCAGACUCAUCUCCGAGCAUUCUCCUGGAGUCACCAAGAGUGCCAUGGCAAAUGCUCACCUUUGACGUCGAUGGGGUCUCAGGGGCGAAAAGUGUGAUCAAGUGGAAGACGCAGUCCAAGGCGAAGAAUGUUGCCUCCCUAAAUGGCGGAUCCCUGACCAUCAGCCAGGAUGGUUGUUACUUCCUGUACCUUCAGGUGACUCUGGAGACACUCAAGCCCCAGGAGGUGUCUGGACAGUACAUAGUGAGAGUGAACAAGACCAACGGAGUCCUGCUGGAGGGAAGGAUAACCAACACCUCCCUCAGCACAGGGUUCCUGGGCAAGGUUGUGGAUCUAGCAGCCUCUGACAUCCUCACAGUCACCGUCUCCCCUCAUGCCAGGAUCAACACCACCCACACCGCCACAUACCUGGGCAUCAUAGGGUCAAGAUGAUAUCUGUAGAUUCAAUUGGAUAUAGACCCUCCCGUCUUCAUAGACACAUGCUGGGGGCUAGAUAUUUAAGUCAUUUGUUAGGGGUUGAUUGAAUAGAUCCUGGGGAUCUGGGGUCAACUGGGGUCAAUACAUCAUCCCACCACCUGUCAGAGAGAUGUAGUGGGGAAGACCAUGUGGGAGACACUGUCACAAGGGAUGGAUAUAUUUGACUGAAACUGAUUCAGUCGGACUCCCUGCUCAUCAAAUAAGAUUAUUCCACUCCUUUAUACUCUACCUAGCCUUCCAACUGGUUUUGAGCUGCAGAAUUCUACUGAUGUGUCUUGUAAUGUUGGAAAAAUAUGUUUAAAACUAUUGGCCAUAAUGGGUUAUGGGUUGUAUUGUUACUUUAGCAUUUUGCUCUCUUGGAUGAAGUAACGUUUUGUUUAUCCCUCAAGAUUAUCGAUUAUUAUAAUUUUUUUAAAGCUAUGAAUGAGGGGAUUGUCUUAUCAAGUCAUGUGCACAGGGUUGUUGAGAGAAUGCACAGUAUCAACAUAUCUUUAAUGUUUAAUAUUUGCAUAUUGCUUUGUAUUUAAAAUAUUAGUAUUUUUUACCUAUUUAUGCCUUAUUACAAUAUUAUCUUAUUAUUUUCUUCUUAUUUAUUUUCUAUUUCUAUUUUGAAGGACAUUUUGAGUAUGUAGUAAGAUGAGAUGUAGAGAUAACCAAUGAAUAUAUGUCACUAACCAGGUUUCCAUUCAACCUUUUUUAUGCUAGUAAAGUACGUCAGAUAAAACAUUUAAUGGCAAGCCUGAUGGAAACAGAAAAUGUUUCGGUAAACGUUCCAAAUCUAGACAAAACAAAAUACGCUAGACAAGGUGAUAUAUUUUUGUGUUAUGCGAGAAAAUGGCGCCUUUAUGCGCAUAUAUUGAUGUAAUAACCAUCAUAUCGAAGUAAACUUGGAGUCACGCAACGAUACAUUGUGUGGUCCUCCCACUACGACUCGGGAAAGCAUGCAGUUUAUUAGUCUACAGAUAAAAUAAAUUAUGAUGAACUUCACAGGGUGGUGAAUGUGCAAGGUAUCGAGGGUUUUAUUCUGGUGAUGAUGAUCGAUUCUUGGCUGCCUUUUGACAAAUACAAAUAAUAUCGCUCUUAUCCAAUAAUCUCAUAAUGUAGGUAGCCUACCGCACUCUAUCUGCGAGCUGUUGGCUAGAGCGCAUGUGCCAAGACCAGAGCGGGCACAUUUCCUACUCCAUAAGUAGAGGAAUGUGAUGGAAACCCAUUUAACUUGUAUUUUUCAUUCGGUAGGCUACAUGAGAAUUUAAUAGCAAAAGUUAUUUUUAUGUGCACUACGUUCUCAAGCACAGUCUUUCAUCCACAAAAAGUAUGUUUGAUGGAAACAUCUCUGGUUGGAAAAUGCGCAUAUCGUUUUAUGCAGAUUUUAGAAUAUUCGCAUGAAAGUCUAUUGCAAAUUGGAUGGAAACCUAGCUACUGUGUGACCGACUUUAUAGCGCCAAAUAAACUUAAAAAAAAUUACGUUGUUUUGAAUACCACAACUGAAGUUCCCGCUGGGAAACAUGAAUGUAAUCUAUUAUAUUAAGAAAGCACUGGAAUGUAUUUUUUUUCUCCAAACAAAUAAAGCACAGUAUUUGACUUG
Messenger RNA from Coregonus clupeaformis (lake whitefish), 2542 nucleotides. RefSeq lists its product as uncharacterized. The record is from RefSeq and is a predicted model, not a curated record. Lineage: Eukaryota; Metazoa; Chordata; Actinopteri; Salmoniformes; Salmonidae. Gene Ontology annotation, biological process: immune response; T cell proliferation involved in immune response; tumor necrosis factor-mediated signaling pathway. The transcript has 4 exons. Gene Ontology annotation, cellular component: membrane. The coding region runs from base 265 to 912 and encodes 215 amino acids. Gene Ontology annotation, molecular function: tumor necrosis factor receptor binding.